Messenger RNA from Pongo pygmaeus (Bornean orangutan), 5941 nucleotides. It is a transcript of the gene KBTBD3, whose product is annotated as kelch repeat and BTB domain containing 3. Gene Ontology annotation, molecular function: protein binding. Bases 2339 to 4177 code for a protein of 612 amino acids. The transcript is spliced from 6 exons. Lineage: Eukaryota; Metazoa; Chordata; Mammalia; Primates; Hominidae. The record is from RefSeq and is a predicted model, not a curated record.
AACUCAGCCACCUGCUCUCGGAGAAAGCAGCUGGGGGCGGAGACGGAGAUCAGCUCUGCGCUUUGCGGCAUUGUAUGACGUCACAUAGGCGUGGCUUCGGAGGCGAGCGAAGGGCGGGACCAAGGCCAAGAGCCCGACAGUUUCGCCACUCACACUUGCGGAAGAGUUAACGGGACAGCGGUGCAGGCCAAUCGCAACCAGUCUUCUGGAGGCAGGGAGACUGGGGUGGAGACUUCGGAGACUGCAGUUGCAGUUGUUCCGUGUAGGCUGUUGUUGACUCUCGUAUGAAAGCCCACGCGAUCCAAGUGCCCUGCAGGUUUUGGUCCAGGGAAAAGUUGGUCUCUGCAGAUGACUGUAAAUGACUACCUGGAGGUCGAUUAAAGUGCGGUACUGCGGGAUUCAGCCGAUUUCCUUCUUCCUCUGACUGCCCGGAAAUAUCAGCCAAAGGCCAGCGGCUGAAGUGCAAUGUUGGGAUCUCAGCUCACUGCAACCUCCACCUCCUGGGUUCAAGCAAUUCUCCUGCCUUAGCCUCCCGAGUAGCUAGGACUACAGGUCAUAUGUUAUCAACAUUGUUAAGUCAAGAUUUGAACUGUUGUGACAGUUAAUUUCAUUUAUAAGCUUGCCUGGGCCAUCCGGUGCCCAGACAUUUGGUCAGACAUUCUGAAUGUGUCUAUAAGGAUAUUUCUGGAUGAGAUUAACAUGUGAAUCAGGAGACCAAGUAAAGCAGAUUUUCCUGUGUGGUGGGGCCUUAUCCAAUCAAAUGAAGAAUUGAAUAGAAUAAAAGACUGAGUAAUAGGAAAUUUAUCCUGCCUAUUUGAGUUGGGACAUACAUCAGUCUUUUCCUGCCAUUGGACUCAAAUUGAAAAACUGACUCCUCUUGGGUCUUAGGCUUGCCGGCUUUUGGACUGAAACUUACACCAUUGGCUGUUGUGGUUCUCAGGCCUUUGGACUUGUACUGAAACUGUACUGUCAGCUCUCCUGGGUAUCCAGCUAAGUAGUUGUAGAUCUUGGAACUUCUUAGCCUCUAUUAUCACAUGAGCUUAUAAUAAAUCAAUCUUUCACUGUCUCUCUCUCUUGCUCUCUCUCUCUGCCCUCAUCUUCAUCCAUCAUAUUGGUUUUAUUUUCUCUAGUUCCUUUUCCUCAGAAAUAACCUCCAAGCCUUUCAUUAUCUCUCUUCCUGCAUGAUACCCACUCUCAUUUUUAAUAUGUCUCCCUAUUCAUAGUUACUCAGAACACUACACACAAAAUGAUUUCUACUAGUCACUUAGAUUUCCAGCAGUACUGCCAGUUACAACCUAUUACUUUCUCCUGCACACACAAGCACAUACACACCUCCACAACCACACACACAUUCACACAGGCACGCUAUUUUUCCACACAGUAUAAUGGCUAUCCAGUGGAACUUUCUGUGAUGAUGAGAAUGUUUUAUAUUUGCUUUGUAUAAUAUAGUAGUCACUAGGCAGAUGUAUUAGUCUGACUUAUUCAGAAAAACAGAACUAAAGGGAUAUGUAUAUAUAGAUAGAUAUAUAUAGAGAGAUAUAGAUAUAGAUAUACACACACACUAGAUAUAUAUGUAUAUGUAUUUGUACUAUACAUAUGUAUAGGUAUUUUUACUAUAUAUGUAUAUGUGUUUGUAAUAUAUAUAUAUGGAAAGAGACAGACAGAAAAACUAUAAAGAAUUACCUCAUGUGAUUAUGGAGGCUGAGAAGACCCAAGAUUUGUAGUCAGCAAGCAGGAGACUUAGGAGAGCUGAUGGUAUAGUUCCAGUUUGAGUUCCAGCUUGAAGUCAGGCAGAAAGAAAGAGUUCUUUCUUAUUCAGUCUUUUGUUCUAUUCAGACCUUCAACAGACAGGCUGAGGCACAUCUACAGUGGGGAGGACAAUCUGCUUUACUCAGUGUACCAAUUCAAAUGUUAAUCUCAUCUAGAACACUCUCACAGACAUACCCAGAAGUAAUGUUUAACCAAAAAUGUGGGCACUUUGUGUCCCAAACAAAUUGUCACUCAUCACACCACAUAUGACUGACCACUUAAAUGUGGCUAGAGCAAUGAGGGACCUGAAUUUUUAGUUUUAUUUACUUACAAGGAAUUUAAAUAGCUACACAUGGCUCAUGGUUACUGUAUUGCAUAGCACAACAGUAGAUUGUCUUGGUCCUGGAAUGGAGCUUUAAUUGAUGCUGUAGGACAAUUUGGACUACUUCUCCAGUAUCUAGCUUCCACCUAGGCCUCUUGGAACACCUGCUCUGGGAGAACCAAGCUUCAUGCAAGAAGCCCAGCCACUCUGAGACUGUCAUGCUGUGAAGAAGCACCAGCUAGCCACUUGGAGAGGUUCUAAGGACGUAUGGAAUUGGCUAUGGAUAAUUCAUAUGCUUUCAAUCAACGAAGCACCUGUAAUGGAAUUCCAUCUGAGAAGAAAAACAACUUUCUUGUAUCAGAAGAUCAUGGACAAAAAAUCUUAAGUGUACUACAGAAUUUUAGAGAACAAAAUGUCUUUUAUGAUUUCAAAAUAAUUAUGAAAGAUGAAAUAAUCCCGUGUCAUCGUUGUGUGUUAGCAGCAUGCAGUGACUUUUUCAGGGCUAUGUUUGAAGUAAACAUGAAAGAAAGAGAUGAUGGAAGUGUUACCAUUACUAAUUUGUCCUCCAAAGCAGUAAAAGCAUUUCUCGAUUAUGCCUAUACUGGAAAAACAAAAAUAACAGAUGAUAAUGUGGAAAUGUUCUUCCAGUUGUCAUCAUUUCUUCAAGUUUCCUUCCUAUCCAAAGCUUGCAGUGACUUUUUAAUAAAAAGUAUUAAUCUUGUCAAUUGUUUACAGUUAUUAUCUAUAUCAGAUAGCUAUGGCUCCACCAGUUUGUUUGAUCAUGCAUUACACUUUGUACAACAUCACUUUUCUUUAUUAUUUAAAUCCAGUGAUUUCUUAGAGAUGAAUUUUGGAGUACUACAGAAAUGUCUGGAAUCAGAUGAAUUAAAUGUUCCUGAAGAAGAAAUGGUACUGAAAGUUGUCCUUAGUUGGACUAAACAUAACUUAGAAUCAAGGCAAAAGUAUCUGCCUCAUUUGAUUGAAAAAGUGAGAUUACAUCAGUUGUCUGAGGAGACACUUCAGGACUGUCUGUUCAAUGAAGAGAGUUUACUCAAAAGUACAAACUGUUUUGACAUAAUCAUGGAUGCAAUUAAGUGUGUGCAAGGUUCUGGUGGACUCUUCCCUGAUGCUCGACCAUCCACAACUGAGAAAUACAUAUUCAUUCACAAAACUGAGGAAAAUGGAGAAAAUCAAUAUACAUUUUGCUAUAACAUUAAAUCUGAUUCAUGGAAAAUACUGCCGCAGUCACACCUGAUUGAUUUGCCAGGAUCUAGUCUUUCGAGUUACGGAGAGAAAAUAUUCUUGACAGGUGGUUGCAAAGGGAAAUGUUGUCGAACGGUUCGACUGCAUAUUGCCGAGUCAUAUCAUGAUGCCACUGAUCAAACCUGGUGCUACUGUCCAGUCAAAAAUGAUUUCUUCUUGGUAUCAACUAUGAAAACACCAAGAACCAUGCAUACAUCAGUUAUGGCUCUCGAUAGAUUAUUUGUCAUAGGUGGAAAAACUAGAGGAUCCCGGGACAUUAAAAGUCUCUUAGAUGUUGAAUCUUACAAUCCUCUUUCCAAAGAAUGGAUAUCUGUUAGCCCAUUACCCAGAGGCAUAUACUAUCCAGAAGCAAGCACAUGCCAAAAUGUAAUUUAUGUUCUUGGAUCAGAGGUAGAGAUUACAGAUGCUUUUAACCCAUCACUUGAUUGCUUUUUUAAAUACAAUGCUACAACUGAUCAGUGGUCUGAACUAGUAGCAGAGUUUGGGCAAUUUUUUCAUGCCACAUUAAUUAAAGCUGUACCAGUAAACUGUACACUGUAUAUAUGUGACCUUUCCACCUAUAAGGUUUAUAGUUUUUGUCCAGACACUUGUGUUUGGAAAGGCGAAGGAUCUUUUGAGUGUGCAGGCUUUAAUGCAGGUGCAAUUGGAAUUGAAGAUAAAAUUUAUAUAUUAGGUGGUGAUUAUGCACCAGAUGAAAUCACAGAUGAAGUGCAGGUCUACCACAGCAACAGGUCUGAAUGGGAAGAAGUUUCACCAAUGCCUAGAGCCUUAACAGAAUUUUACUGCCAGGUGAUUCAGUUUAAUAAAUACAGAGACCCAUGGUUUUCUAAUCUAUGUGCUUGAACAUUCUAAAACGAGUCCAGUUCUAGUAACCUAAAGUAAAUUUGUUAACCAAAAUGAUAGGUAAAAAGAUCUAUACAUCUUAAUGACAUAAAACGUUCCUGCUUUUAGUUAUUAUGUAUGUACACCAUAUAUGAAUAGACAGUUUCCAAAAACUUAAAAUACAAAAUAUAUUUUACCAAAAAUUAUACUGAAUAUAAUUUAACCUUGGGGAAUCUAGAAUACUUAGUAUUUUCACAUGAAACUACAAAUCAUAGACUCUGACACUUUGAUUUUUAAAGUACUCCGUCCAUAAAAGAUUUGUACUAUUUAGAUGGGAGAAAUCUCUUGAGAGAGUAAAAAUGAAUUACACUGUAUCUUAUAUGAAGUAAAAAAUAAAUCAGAGGUGAGAAUAUUGUUACUGCAGGUAUGAGUCGUUGAAUUCCUAUCAUUUGUGAUGAUUGGUUAACUUCUUUUAGGUACCCUUUUUACCCUUUUUUAGUUCAGAAAUAAUUCUCCCAGCUUUAUAAAUAGUACACUAAACAUAGUUUAACUUUUUUUAAUGACUCAUUUUUUCAUUAAAAGCAUAAUGUACCAUGUUAUCAUGCCAUUAGCAGUUACUUAAAUGCUUUAAAAAUUGCUGAUUAGUUUUCAAUGUCAGUUGGUUUCAAUUUCUAGCUCUCUCUCUCCCCCACCCCCUCAUUUUCUGGUUCAAUCUUAGUAAAUUAACAUUCUGGAUUUAAUUAGUAGUUCUAAGUUACACCUGGCCUGAGUUUAUGUUAACAUGUAACCCUCAAUUGGAAAUUUUUGGAUUCUGGGAUGGUAGUACUAAAAUACUUUUUAUGUAUCAUUGCUAGGUUCCAGCCUAAUUGAGGACAUACAAAAUUGACCUCUAAUUAAGUGAAUAAUUAUUAUGGCAUUUCUUAAGCUUUGUCCAAAUUUGAGCUACAUAAAACAUUUCAGGAUUUAAAUUAGUACCAUAUCAAUUUUCUGUGAUGAUGUAUACCAACUAUAAAGCACUAUGUUGGUUUACUACUUCAGUAAAUUAUUCAUAGUGAAUUAUUUUCUAAAUUAAAAAAAAUGACUUGGCUCUUGGUAUUGAUAAUAGUAUUCACAACCUGCAUCUGUUAAGAUGUUUGAUCUUCAACCCACACAAUGUAAGAGUACUGUUGUCAUUGUUCUCAGGUAGGUGAUUCUGCCUUCCAAGAGUAUAUGUUUCUUUAAUCAGUUUAAAAGAUAAAGGCAUUUUGGGUUUUAAGACCCCUGCUUUACAUCUCAGGUAAUGUGUAGACUGUAUUUCUCUGGAACCAAAUGUAGUUUUCUACACUCAGUUGUAAAUGUUAAUCUUUCUCAAAUGUGCACAUUCUUUAAAAGUGUGUUCCUAAGUAGAAAUAUACCUAAAUGAAGAUUCUCUUAUUUUAUCAUAUAAAUUUAUGCAACCAUAAGUUCCAAAUGUAUUUUUCAAAAUGGAAUGGAAUAUCAGAGUACAUUUUCAUGUAGUUUAAAAAUCAAGGACUGUUCCUGAUUAGAUGACAUAUUUAUAAAGAGUAUUCUGUAAAAUUGGUGGCCUUCUUACCUAAGCACAUGAGUAGUUGGCUCUGCACUUUGUGUAUUUAAAAAAGGAAAAUUCAGUGGAGGCUUUUGUUUGUGUGUGUGUGGCUUUGAAAACAAAUUAUUUGAGAAAGACCAUAACACAGUGAGUAGCCUAUAUGUGGAUUUACUGAACUGUUAAUUUAAGGAUAUAUAUUAAUAGAGUAUGUUUAAAAUAAAUAUUGUUUUCAUCACUGA